UGACAACCACUCGACAAGUGUCCUGCGCCAGCUUUGCAGUAACACUGGCUUGGACACCGUCUGAGACCUGCAGCAUACCUAAUUUACUCCCUUCAAUAAUGCCUUCUUCAUAACCCUUGCCCUUGGCGGUCUACUACGUAUCAUGUUCGCUGUUCCAGGUUGGGCAGUUGACUCAACCUCCCUCGUCCCAGAAAAUCCCGCCCCAGCCAGUGACGCCCACCUAUCUCCCACUGUUUUCACUUCAGUCUCCAAAAAGAGAAAGAACGCAUUCCCUGACCUUAUUCAGGCCUCCAAGGUCUCGGGGACUGAGCUCGAGAAACUAUGGAACCAACGCGCAGGGGCCAAACCUGUCACGGCAGAGCAGGGGCACGGACGUCAGGGACAUGGCCACCAACAAGGUGAACGAAACAAGGCUGGCGGAGACACCGUCUCAGCAACGGAGAAGAAGAGGCGCAGGAAAGAGAGCAAGGACAAGACACGGCCGACGUCCAAUGCCCAACAGCGGCCAGUGCAGGACGGUCAACCGCGAAAAGCUGAGCAUGUCGACCGAAGCAACAGCGAUGGCGACGCCGAAACGGCCUCUUCGAGACCCUUUCCACGCGAUAACAUCCCCAAAGCCCUCCCACCGGUGCCGCCACUGCCUGCGAAACUGACUCCUCUGCAAGCCAAAAUGCGCAGUAAACUCACAUCAGCCCGCUUCCGGCAUCUGAAUGAGACUCUGUAUACGACCUCCUCCUCAGCCGCAAUGGACCUAUUCACCAAUUCCCCGGACCUCUUCGCCGAAUACCACGCCGGCUUUUCGCAACAAGUGAAAGACUCAUGGCCAGUCAAUCCCGUGGACAGAUACAUUUCCGCAAUCAAAACUCGAGGUCAAAUACCCACGGCGUUUAACGAGUCAAUCAAGCAGCAGUCUACCAAAGACUCCAAGAUCUCCUUACAGAGUUCCCCGCUCCCUCGCCGCAGGGGGCUCUGCGCAAUCGCCGACCUGGGCUGCGGUGACGCUCCUCUCGCCCGUGGUUGCCAAUCGGCCAUCAAAGCCCUCAAACUAAAAUUUCACAACUUCGAUCUCCACACUGCCAAUACCUUGGUCACAAAAGCAGAUAUCUCCUCUCUGCCAUUGCGAGAUGGUGAGGUCGAUAUUGCAGUUUUCUGUCUCAGUCUGAUGGGCACGAAUUGGAUCAACUUUGUGGAAGAAGCGUGGCGAAUACUCAGGGGGGAUGGAAAAGGGGAGUGUUGGGUGAGUGAAGUCAAAUCCCGCUUUGGAAGGGCAAAAAGACAACCUGGGCAAAGUGUGGAGAAUAGCGUGGGUAAGAAGCGAAGAAAACAACAGCUCAAGAAGAAAGCCGGUGCCAAUGGUGCGGAAGAGAGCGAUGAUGAAGUUCGAGAAGAGCUUUUCGCGGAAGAUUCUACAACCACCGAGACAAUCGGAGAGGAGACAGACAUAUCUGCCUUUGUCCGUGUCCUUGCCCGCCGCGGCUUCCUCUUGCGCGAGGAAAGUGUGGAUAAAUCGAACAAGAUGUUCGUUAGCAUGGUGUUUGUCAAAUCCGGGGUGCCGACUGCUGGGAAAUACAAAGGGCUCAAGUGGAAUGGGAGGGAGUAUCAAAACGUAGAGGAGAUGAAGCAAAAGGGAAGAGGCCGAGCUGGUGCUGGCAGAGUUGGAGCAGGUCAUGAAGCGAAUGUUAUGGAGAUAACAGUUGAGGAAGAGGCCAAAGUUCUGAAACCCUGUGUCUACAAGACAAGGUGACAGAGCAUGGAUCAACGUAAAGAAUCGACCGUCCUCGAGAUGCAAAGUCCAGGAAAGAAGCUCGGGAGAAAUCUUGAGUUGAUUCAAGGCCUUUCCGCCUGGAAGAUACUUCUAUCUCUCGAGAUAUUCUUGAAACCGCAGGACGACACCAAGCCAUGGACGUGUUGUUGUCCUCAAGCCCUUCCCAAUAAGCAGCCCUUCCUUUGCGUCUGUCCGCUCUUGUCUGGCUUUCGCAUGGUGUAUAUUUUUGUUUCACCCACCACUCGAUCUUUGCUCUCUCAGCGGGCAGGCUUGUGACACACGUCGACCUUCUUGGACCCUUUUCCCUCUCACACGGCACGACACAUGACCCAGUCAGUCGGUCAGCCAGUCACUCCUUGGGCCAGAAUCGCAACAUGGCCUCCUGCACGUCGAGAGUGUGGUUGUACACCCGGUCCUCAACCCCCUGCCACAAGAGCUUGGUACAGCCAAAGUCCACCUCCCAGUCGUCGAAGACCCCGAGGUUGAGGUCGAGGCCGUUGCUGAUAUUUUCGGUAUCAGUGUUCUUGUCAAGGUCGACGGACACGCAGCCGCGGUUCCAGAUGCGCAGCAGCGCAAGCACCACCUCCGCGUCGCCGGCCACUUUGACGCUCGAGUUGGGCCGAGCACUCGACUUGGGCGCAUCGACGUUUGACUUUCUGCCAAACACGGCCGACGUGGUCUCUUGCCAGUUGGGGACCGCGGUCAGCGAAAGGUCGUUCGGCGUCGGGAACGUGGUGCAUUGGGAGGCGUGCUCCACGGCGUGGAGGUGGGAGAUGGUGGGUGUCACGUGGUGGUGCGCGUAGACGAUCAGAAUCCGGGACACGUCCUUCAAGGGGCGACUCCAGGUUUGGAUGUUGGCGUGUUUGGCGACGGCGGGAUCAGAGUUGCUGGCGUAGACAUGCGCACGUCCCGAUGCUGGACAUCAGAGUGUCAGGUUUUAUAUAGACAUAAUGAGAAGGAGACGGCGGAGGUCAUACUCUUUGCUGGCUCAGAGAGGUCGAACUUGAGAAUCCGGGAGCACACUGGUAUCACAUGCUCAUGAGGGUCAAUCUUUCCUUCUGCGCGG
Cladophialophora immunda is the source of this 2831-nucleotide messenger RNA. RefSeq lists its product as uncharacterized. Lineage: Eukaryota; Fungi; Ascomycota; Eurotiomycetes; Chaetothyriales; Herpotrichiellaceae. The record is from RefSeq and is a predicted model, not a curated record. The transcript has a single exon. Gene Ontology annotation, molecular function: rRNA (adenine) methyltransferase activity. Gene Ontology annotation, biological process: rRNA methylation; ribosomal large subunit biogenesis. Bases 143 to 1744 code for a protein of 533 amino acids. Gene Ontology annotation, cellular component: nucleolus.